UCAUCUUCUUGAUCCCAAUUCCUAUCUGUCAGUUCCUUCUCAGCAUUUCUUUUGGCCAUGUUUUCGAACCUCCUCGGCGGCCGCCGCUGCACUCGCUGGGUCUUGGGUGCGGCGAAACCCGGGGCGCAGCGGCGCAGGGGUCUAGAGCGGCUGGUGGUCGCCGGGCUGAGUGCGCUCGGCCGCUUCCGGUGCUGCGCUGCGGGCCUCAGAGGACUUCGUGCUCGGCAAGCCCAGAGACUCAAACACCAUGUCCCCGGGGGGCUCCUCACGCUGUGUUCGGCAGGGAGGCGAGAGCACCGGUUCAGCCGGAGACCGCUGGGGGAACCGCGCCGAACACGCUCCGGGCGGCCAUUUUGUAACUCGAAUCUACCCCCAAAACCAAUUCGAAAAAAAGGGAGGAAAGAAACGCCCGCGUUCAGCUACUGCGCAAGCGCGCCGGCGCUUCCGGCAGUACCACCUCCUUCCGCCGGCCGGGCCCCUUACGCGGCGCAUGAGCCCAGAUCCCUGGAAACCGGCGCUGGGCUGAGACUGCCGGUCUCGCGCAAGCGCGCACGCGCCGACGUUAAUCUCGGAGCCGGCGCCAGCAGCAGCGGCUUGGGGUGUCGGCUCAAGUGGGGCCGGCUGCGCGUCUUCCAGGCUGUUCGCGCGCUAGUCGCCGCUGAGGGGCCGGCGACGCACGAGGAGUUCCGGCGAGGAAGGUCGGUCAGUGGACAUGGCCAAGGCCCGCGGUGUCCGCGUGUGGGAGCUGCAGGGCUGAGGAGAGGCCGCCCGCGACCCUCGGGAAUAGUUCCCUUUAUGGGCACAACUGCUUAAAGAAACCAGAUGGGCCGGGCAUGGUGGCUCACGCUUGUAAUCCCAGCACUUUGGGAGGCCGAGGCGGGCGGAUCACGAGGUCAGGAGAUCGAGACCAGUGAAACCCCGUCUCUACUAAAAAUACAAAAAAAUUAGCCGGGCGUAGUGGGGGGCGCCUGUAGUCCCAGCUACUUGGAAAGGCUGAGGCAGGAGAAUGGCGUGAACCUGGGAGGCGGAGCUUGCAGUGAGCCGAGAUUGUGCCACUGCACUCCAGCCUGGGAGACAGGGAGAGACUCCGUCUCAAAAAAAAAAAAAAAAAAGAAACCAGAUGGCCCCAGGAUGGUGCCAGAGCUUCUUGACCCCUUAUCAGAUACCAGAGGAAGAUAAGACUGCAGAGUGGAAUGGGAUAGGCAACCCCUAGUUGGCUUCAGAUCAUUAUCGUGUCGUUAUAAUGCUAAAAUUCCCUCUCCUAAAAGAAAGUCUCCACCAUUUUGUGUACAUGUGAUGUAUGAAGACAUGUGUUUAUAAAUUGUGCGUGCACAUUUAGAGUCUCACUUUGCACAUGCUAACAUUCCUCUCCUGUCCCACACCUAGUCCUGAAAACUCCAUGCCUUCUAGUGUUUGGGGAGAAGGGGCAUUUAGAGUAAGAGCUCCUUCCCUGGCCAGCGACUAAAACCUGGUUACCAUUUACAGUUGGAUGUCCUCUGUGUAAGUCGAUACAAAGUGGGGAAAGAGCUGAGUUUACCAGUGAUGACUGGAAGACCUUCUCUUUGAGAUUUGUACCAAACCAGGUCUCAGUCUGCCUGUACCUGCUCUGUCAUUGCUUUCACUGUUGACCUGCUUGCUGCUUUACCCUUUGUGUCUGGCCGUCUCUUAUACUUAGCCUUCUUUCCUCCUGUCCAUCUCUACCCUCUUUCACAUACUUUUUCUCAGUUUUGUGACUUUAGCAGACCUUUUCGGCUGGCCCCCAGCACAUCCCAUGGCCUGGCAGCAGGUGGUUUCUGCCUGGAGGGCUGAGCCAUCAAAAGAUUUCAAGAUGUAUAUUUUGUAAGGCAAAGCCUGUACUCAUAGAUUUUGUGAAGGACCUGGUUGGGGAAACAGGAGAAAAAUUGGAUGGGAAAAAAGUAGUAAGCAAUUUUACUGUGUGAGAUAUUAGUGGGCGAGAUAACAUUGAAGCAGUGCUUGAUUAAAUGCCAAAUGAAGUUCCAAUGGUAGCUGAGAGAAGGGAGGGGAGAGACCAUUUCAGACAGGGCCUGUGUUAGUCUGCUUGCACUGUUGUAGCAAUGUAGCACAGACUGAGUGGUUUAAACAAAAGAUUGAUUUCCUCACCAUCCUGGAGUCUGGAUAUCCAAGAUCAAGGUGUCAGCAGGGUUAAUUCCUUCUGAGGACUCUCCUUGGCUUUUAGAUGGUCACUUUCUCCCUGUGUCUUCAUGGUCUUCCCUCUUUAUUUUGUCUGUGUCUCUAAUCCCUUAUACAAACAGCAGUCAGGCUGGGCACAGUGACUCACGCCUUGUAAUCCCCGCACUUUGGGAGGCUGAUACAGGAGGAUCAGUUGAGGUCAGGAGUUUGAGAACAGCUGGACCAAUAUGUUAAAACCCCGUCUCUACUGAAAAUACAAAAAUUAGCCAGGAGUGGUAGCUCACGCCUGUGGUCCCAGCUACUUGGGAGGCAAAGGCAGGAGAAUUGCUUGAACCUGGGGAGGGCGAGGUUGCAGUGAGCUGAGAUCACACCACUGCACUCCAGCCUGGGCAACAGAGCAAGACUCCAUCUCAAAAACAAUUAAGGCCGGGCGCAGUGGCUCACGCCUGUAAUCCCAACACUUUGGGAGGCCGAGGCAGGCAGAUCACUUGAGGUUAGGAGUUCGAGACCAGCCUGGCCAACACAGUGAAACCUCAUCUCUACUAAAAAUACAAAAAUUAGCUGGGCAUGGUGAUGCACAUCUGUAGUCCCAGCUACUUGGAAGGCUGAGGCUGGAGAAUUGCUUGAACCCAGGAGGCAGAGGUUGCAGUGAGCUGAGAUUGUGCCAUUACACUCUAGCCUGGGUGACAGAGUGAGACUCCGUCUCAGACAAAAAAAACUAAUCUUAAAGUAUGUACAUUGUUUUAGACAUAAUGCUGUUGCACUUAAUAGACUACUGUAUAGUGUAAACAUAAAUUUUACAUGUACUGGGAAACCAAACAGUUUGUGUGACUUGCUUUAUCGAGAUACUCGCUUUAUUCUAGAACUGAACCUGCAAUGCUCACAAUCUCUCCAAGGCGUGCCUAUAUACUACAAGCACUGUUUUGCUCUCCUCAAUUGUUGUUAAAUCUUUAGGGGCAAGGACCCUGUCUUGUCAUUCUGUUUUCUCAGUUCCUAGGUUCUUAGUACUUGCUUAAUAAAUAUUGUCUGGAACAAAUUGAACAAGCUUUUCUUUUGGGUUCUACCAAUAUUUAGUCACCACAGGGGGUUCAUUCCCACUGAGCAUUUAAAACUCCAACCUAUGCCUUACCCUAUUUCCUUAAUGCGUUUGGUACUGUUUUCUCAUGUAUAACAUGAGAGAAACGUUGCCUACUCAAAGGUUUGUUGUUAGAUUAGGUGGCUUGGAGGGUAUGAAAGUAUUUGAUUAACUGUAAAGCAAAGUACAGAUGUAAACUAUGGUUGUUAUUGUGGCAGAGGUUGCAAUUAAUAGUUGGACACUAAAAUCUGGUCUCCCCUUCUUCCACAGGAACAGAAUUGCCAUCGGGCUCAGGGAGAGAUUACACUUCUUGUCUGCUUUGUUGCUAGUGUGGCCUUGUGGCCAAGCACAGAACAUGUGCAGUGAUGAUGGUGCAACUUCUAGGUCAUCCCCAGCAUGGAAGAUGAGCCCUGGGCAUGGAAGAUGAGCCCUGGGCAUGGAAGAUGAGCCCUGGUCCUGCAGCGGUGCUCUUUCCUCUUCUCACAAGCUGGAAUGUGCAUGUGCUCCCACCCAGCUUUGACCAUGGGGAGAAGACAGUGCUCUGCAGUCUGGCAGAGCAACAAGGUGGAAAGGGCCUGGGUCCUUGAGUGAUGUCAUGAGCCCUCCCACUGUCCCAGACCUUGGGACUGUUAUAUGAUAAGGACUUUCUGUGAGUCACUGUCUUUUAGAGUCUCUCUGUUUUAGCUGCCUGGACUUUAUCCUGGAUAAUAUGGCUGUUAUCAUGGGUAUAGUGUUACUAUGAGCCUCACCUAAGUAAUUUCUACUCUGCCUUUGACUACUAAACUCAUGUGGGCCAACAGUCACUUAGCAUUAUUUUUUCCUCAAUGAAGAGGUUAAGAUGGAGGGAGCAGGAGAAAUUGAGGCCUGUGUUUUACCAGAAGGUGAAGGGUUGUCUUUGCCUUUCCUACAUUCGUGAAGAAUAAUUCUAGACAAAAACAUUAAGCUCAUAUCAAAGCAUCUGCUUUGUGAAGCCAUGGGCUUUGCUAGAACUUUCUGUGACAUGACAUUUAUUAACCCGAGUCUACCUGGAAGUUAGAGCUGAGGAAGUUUUCCUAGAGUGGAAAAAGUCCAAUGCACUUGUAAAAGUCAGACCAAGCUCAGCUCAGAUUCCAGUUUUAUUAGAGGUAUGUCACCCUCCUGAGCCCUUAUUAUUUCCCCAUCUGUGAAAUGAGGACACUGCUCUCUCUGUCUAAGUGUUGCUGGGAAGAUCACACACCACUGAGACAGAAGGUGGGGCUAGCGCAGUUCUGGGCAUUUUGUACACCCCCAACAAAUAUUGAUUUAUUUCCUUCUUUUUCCUUGCUCAGAAAAAAUUGAAGAAGCCUUUAUUUUAAAAUUCCUCCUGAAUUACUUUAUUUUAUUUAUUUAUUUAUUUUUUGGAGACAGAGUCUUGCUCUGUCGCCCAGGCUGGAGUGCAGUGGUGCGAUCUCAGCUCACUGCAACCUCCGCCUGCUGGGUUCGAACGAUUCACCUGCCUCAGUCUCCUGAGUAGCUGGGAUUACAGGAGCCCACCACCAUGCCCGGCUAAUUUCUGUAUUUUUAGUAGAGACGGGGUUUCGCCACAUUGGCCAGGCUGGUCUCGAACUCCUGAUCUCACGUGAUUGGACCACCUCAGCCUCCUAAAUUGCUGGGAUUACAGGCAUGAGCCACCGUGCCCAGCCCUUGAAUUACUUUAGAUCCUACUUUUUAAGAAAAUAUUUGGCCAGGCGUGGUGGCACACACCUGUAAUCCCAGCAAUUUGGGGGCCUGAGGUGGGUGGAUCACUUGAGUCUAAGAGUUCGAGACCAGCCUGGCCAACAUGGCGAAACCCUAUCUCUAUUAAAAAUACAAAAAUUAGGGCCGGGUGCGGUGGCUCACGCUUGUAAUCCCAGCACUUUGGGAGGCCAAGGCGGGCGGAUCACGAGGUCAGGAGAUCGAGACCACGGUGAAACUCCGUCUCUACUAAAAAUACAAAAAAAAUCAGCCGGGCGUGGUGGCGGGCGCCUGUAGUCCCAGGUAUUCAGAGAGGCUGAGGCAGGAGAAUGGCGUGAACCCGGGAGGCGGAGCUUGCAGUGAGCCGAGAUCGCGCCACUGCACUCCAGCCUGGGUGACAGAGCCAGACUCUGUCUCAAAAAAAAAAAAAAAAAAUAUAAAAAUUAGCCAGGCAUGGUGGUGGGCGCCUGUAAUCCCAGCUACUCAGGAGGCUGAGGCAGGGAGAAUCACUUGAACCUGGGGGGCAGAGGUUGCAGUGAGCCAAGAUAGCACCACCGUACUCCAGCCUGGGCGACAGAGCAAGACUUUGUCUCAAAAAAAAAAAAAAAAGAAAGAAAAUACUUGAUGUUCUUUUUAAAAUGUAUAUGGUUUACAAAUAAAGUUUACAAAUGCUUUUA
Molecule: messenger RNA, 5595 nt
Organism: Symphalangus syndactylus (siamang)
Lineage: Eukaryota; Metazoa; Chordata; Mammalia; Primates; Hylobatidae
Source: RefSeq, a predicted model, not a curated record